Messenger RNA from Olea europaea var. sylvestris, 911 nucleotides. Its product is annotated as biotin carboxyl carrier protein of acetyl-CoA carboxylase, chloroplastic-like. The annotation marks the transcript as partial. Gene Ontology annotation, molecular function: acetyl-CoA carboxylase activity. Gene Ontology annotation, biological process: fatty acid biosynthetic process. Gene Ontology annotation, cellular component: acetyl-CoA carboxylase complex. The transcript is spliced from 4 exons. The record is from RefSeq and is a predicted model, not a curated record. NCBI's taxonomy places the organism in Eukaryota, Viridiplantae, Streptophyta, Magnoliopsida, Lamiales, Oleaceae.
AGUUUGCAGUAUGGUUGGAAGUGUUCUGCUGAGGUGAGAGCUCAAUUGAACGAGGUUGCUGUGGGUGGAUCUGCAAAUGCUGCGGCCACCACACCUGUUAAAUCAGAGAUUUCAUCUGCAGCCAAGGAUGUCAAGAACUCAGUUGAGUCUCCACCUCCCACUUUGGCCUCAGAAGAAUCAUUAUCUGAGUUUUUUACUCAAGUAGCCAGUCUUGUCAAGUUAGUUGAUUCUAAGGAUAUUGUGGAACUGCAGUUAAAGCAACUUGACAGUGAAGUUUUAAUACGUAAAAAGGAGGCUUUUCCUCCUCCACCUUCUGCUCCUGUAACAAUGGUGAAUUCACAUGCUCAACCUGCGAAACUGCCUCCAGUCCUGGCACCUUCUCCAUUGCUGACUCACACACCAUCUGCUGCACCAACCCCAGCACCUUCUCCCAAAACUCAAACAUCUGAGUCAUCUCUUCCACCACUUAAAUGCCCCAUGGCGGGUACAUUUUACCGAAGUCCAGGACCUGGUGAACCACCAUUUGUGAAGGUUGGAGACAAAGUACAGAGGGGGCAGGUUCUGUGCAUCAUUGAGGCAAUGAAGUUGAUGAAUGAAAUAGAGGCAAGUACAUUAUCUUUUCUAUCUGCUGCUGUUUCCAGAUACUGCCAAUGUGGCUUUAGUUGCUUUACUAUUUCUUGUUUAAUUAGGCCAAUAAUUUUUUUAAUAAUUUAAUGGUAUGUUUAAUUAUUAGGCCAAUAAAGUUAAUUACUUGUUGCUUACUCAAGCGUUAGUUCUGCUUAAUGCUUAGGCUGUGAAAUUUUAUAUUGCUAUUUUACGCACUAUAUCAAUGAUAUCUUCAAUUCAUGCGCUCCACAGUCCAGUCUGAUCUCUGAAAUAACACGUCCAAUUUCACUGUCUGACAACUGUUU